CGUUGCAAGAAUCGAAGAAGCGUUUGAUCUGCGACUGCGUUCUUGUAAUUAAUCGCGAAAUUCCUAAUAAUUUAGCAACGACAUUACUGUAGUGUUAAAUUUGUAAUAGUAAAUUCGUUAUAGUUAUUAUAAUGGCAGACAAGAAAGUUACUCCUCCCCUCGGAGCCUACCCCCAACCUCAGCCUCCGCAAGGACCCUUCCUACCCGCGCCGCCGCAGCAGCAUCCGCAAUAUGGUGUGGCAGGCGGGUCGCCGUAUGGAGUCGCAUUCGGCGGCGCGGGCGCGGGUGCGGGCGGGGUGUAUGCGCCGCCGCCGUACGACCAGCUGCAGCACCACCAGGCCAUCCCUGCUCUCAGCCAGCAGCUACCUAUGUAUAGCCCCGCAGCAGCAAUGUACGCAGCAGCUGCUGGCUACCCGGGAUAUAUCGGCUACCCUGUGCAGUACUACCCGUACUAUCCGACAGCCGUUCAGCCUUCUAUACAACCUCUGCGCCCCACUAUCAUGAUCCCGAACGGUUUCGAAGCGGGGGGUAGGUUCGAGGGUCUCGCUCAGACGCUUCUGCCGCCCGCGCCCCCCGGCGUGCCUCCCUCCCCCGCGCACCUCGCCGCCAUACAGCCGCACCAAGUUCUGUGGCGUUAACUGUGGAUGAGUCGCACGAGGAGGCAUUGAGAACAUUGACCGACGGACACAGGCUCUAAUAUCGUCUUCAUCACUAAAUUAGUAUAUACAAUAAUAAUUUUAUAUAUAUGUUGAUUUACUUUAAAACUAAAACGAAAAAAACCUUAUCUUUCUAAAAUGACUUGAACGACUGAAAUGUUUAAUGAAUCGAUAAAAAUAUACAAAAGUAAAGUCAUUUUAGAAAUAUGCAAUUCGUUUUGUAAUUAAAUGAAGUGAAUGUAACAUUUAUAUAUAUAUAAAUAUUAUAUAUAUAUAAUAUAUAUAAUUAAUCAAUUAUUUAUGAAUGACAUGAAGAUGUUUACUUUUGUGUCCAGUCGGUGAAUAUCAGCUUAGCCGGUUAUUAUUGACUGUGAUGUGUUAAGAUAAUGUUUGCCACUUGCUUAUAUAAAGCUCUCUAUGACAUUCGUGCCUUUGAAAACGAAACAAAAUGAAAAUAAUCUCGGCCAGUUCACACACAGCUUUAUUCCAUAAAGCUUUAUUUGUUAUAAAACUAAAACCAGUGAUAAUUGCAGACAUUCCAGUCGUAACAGAGUUGAAAAAUUUAAUUUACAUUUAAAAUGAAAAUAUUCAUUUAAUAAAAGUAUAUAUAUCUUUAAGCUUGUUUCCUUUUUGAAUAAAAUGUAUAAUAAUUAAUAAUUCAUUAGUUCCGUGCAAUAAUAAAUACAAAUAAUAAACACUUUUACCAAAUAAUAUGAAGUUCUACAUUUAAUUGUAUAAAUUCAUUUAAUUACAAAGUCAAGUGGUAAACAUUACUUUCGGCCGAGACGCGGUCUCUGCAUAGUAUUAUAGUGGCGUCGCCACUCUACGACUAGACUAUACUCGCGGGUUUGUGCUGUAUGUGCGUAUGUCCGUUACAUUAAAGAUUCCGUACACGGAAUUUUCAUUUUAUAUAAUCAUCGAAAGUUUUUAUUGUUACUAAAAGACGAUAAAUAAACUGCCUAUGUGUCAAAUGGCAGCUAUAAAACUAUAGCAAUUGUUGUGUAUUUAUAUAUUGUAUUUUUUUUUUUCGUUACAUAAUUACUAAUAAAGUUGUCACAAUUUUAUUCGAUAAACGCACAAACAGUACAAAAUCCGAACUUUAGUUAUAUAUAAUUGAGAAAAGCAAAAAAUUAAACAGAGGUUGUGCGUGACACGUGCGAGUGAGACGGGCGGGCGGUGUGUGUGUGUGUGUGCGAGAGAAAGAAUGUAACUCGGUUUAGUUAUUAUAUAAAUUGAGUAGUUAAUUCUGAACUGUUUGCAAAUUUAUUUUAUUCUCAAAUAUAAUUUGAUUAUAAAAGUAAAAAAUAAAUAAUUGAAAUAUGUUUGUGAAAAAAAAUUGAAUUUCAAAAUGGUUUAAAUUCUUUAAUAAGCGAAUGGAUAUCUUUCAAAUAGCAUAUUUAUAAGGAUCAUAGCAAAUACCAAUGGCUAUAGUAACUUCUUUUUUGAUCUUGUGUCAUAAUUUUUUUAUAUAGUUUAAAAAAAAUGUAAUGUAUUCGCUUAUUAAAUUCUAGAUGUUUCGAUGAUGUUUGAAGUUGAUAUCAGAAUCUCAGACGCUUUCAGUCAAGCGUUGUAACUAGUUGUAAUGUGUAAUACAUUGAAUGUGGUUAUAUGGAAAUCGUUUUAACCGUCAAAAUGGUCUUCAUUUAUUUUUAAAAUAAAUGUACGUAUCUAUCUAUAUAUAUAUAUAAUAUUAUAUGUUAAAACGAUUCAAAGUAACGUUUUUAUAUAUAUUUGUAAUUGUGAGAUUUAUAUAUAACACCAACCAACUCAUACCAAGUCUUAAGUCUUAUGGAAGCAAAUUUCGUUAAUUAACUACCCCCUUCCCACCCUGAUUUUAAAACAUAAUUGCCACCCCUUAUCCAAAAUGAUAAGACAUAGUAUUAUAUUUGUUUCUAUUAAAUAACGUCGUAAGAAAUAAUCAACGAAAUUAUUUAUUUUCUAUAAUUAAUAUUAUUUUCAUUGCUUUUUAUACAUAAGUACAAUAAAACUUAUUAAAGCUCUAAAAAAUAUGAGCAUCCGUAUCCCUUCCCCAAGCUUACCUAAUACACAACAAAUUGCUAUGUAUAACAUUACAAUAUAUAUGUAAUGUUAUAUAUAAACUCGCUAGUCACAAAUAUAUGUAUAAACGCAUUCAAUGUCCACACUCGAAUAUAUUGUUUUAUUGUCUCUGAAUGUAAACGAAAGCUAUUGUUAUAUGUUAUUUUAGUUUUUAUUAUAUUAUAUAAUAUAUAAUAAGUACAGGUCUAUACUAUCAUUUUGAAUGCAAUUUGUCGGAUGAUGAGGCAGUGUUUUGUUUUUCUGGACUGAUAGGUUAGUUCUUUAGUCCGAUGAAUGUUUUAAAUUGACUUGCCAUUCGUUUGUUCGGAUUACUGAGGAUAUUGUGUAUUAUAUUUAUGAAAUUAUUGUGUUACAAUUGCAACUCGUCUCGUGAAGAUAACUUUUGAUAGUCAAUUUUGUUACAUACAUAGAUACAUCUUGUCUUAAUUCAUAUUAGUGACAGCCUGUUAAUGUCCCACUGCUGGGCUAAGGCCUCCUCUCCCUUUUUGAGGAGAUGGUUAAUUCAUAUUAUAGUUGAUAAAUCUAAGUAUAUCAAAUACACCUUGGAUUAUGAUAAGAAAACAGUCAGACAGUCGAGCCCUUACAGUUAUAUACCAAACAUAACUUAUGAGCAAUGUAAAUUUGUUUGACCUGGCAAGAUAUUGGACGGUAACCACCUGUCUAUAGCUUACGUGGAAUUUAUUCAUUGUUUCAACAAUUCUCAGUGGCCAAUGAUUAAAAACUUCUUUAUAUCAGUAUAAAUAAAUACUGUAUGAAGCAUAAUGGUACAGACUGAGAGACUUAUUUGCGGGUUUUAUUGAAUUCUGUAUUGAAGUCCCAUAAAAAUAUAUCACGUUCAAACGACUCCAUUACAGACUUGUCUGAUUACUGAGAUCAGAAAGUGCAGUUUGUUAAGAUUUUUUCAAAUUACUACAUUCUGUGUAUUGUAGGUAUAAUAAUGACAAAAAUAUCAUAGAACAUAGCUAAGUAUUAGAAAAAUCUCAUUAUUGUUUAUAUACCAGUUUAUAUACUUUUUGAUUAUUGCAUUUUUUUUUUAAUUUAAAUCAUGUCUACGAAACGAAGAUGGACUCAAAAUUUUAUACUUUAACCAAAAAAAAAAAAAAAACUUGUUCAUGGUGCCUUUAUUUAAUUGUUUUACAUUUUUUUUAUACAUAUGUAUCUCGAAUAUAUUUUAUCUCAACAGAUUAACAAAAUAAUUAUAACACUAAUUUAAAUUUCACUUUAGAUAAAAAUAUGAAUAGUAUUGUCUUUUUUAUAAUUUAUAGAAACGAAUGUAAAUUUACAUAUAAUCUGCUGUGUGAUAGAGGAAGGCAAUGGCAGUAUGUAGCAAUCCCACGCGGUGUAGGGACCAUAGAGUAAUUGUUUUUUUUGUCCAACAAUGCAUUUAAUAUUGCAACAUUUCAGAGUGAUCAUUUUGUUUUGUCUUUAAAAAUCGUUAAUAGCAAUUAUUUCAAAAGGAGCAUAAUAAUUCGUAUGUCGAAGACAUAUCGGACGAACACUAUCGAAGUAUAAUUAAAGUUUUAUAAAUAACAACAAGUUUAUAAUUGCGUUUGUUGGUUGUGGGAGUAUCGGAGACAUUUGCGCGACCGGCCAUUACUGUAUAGAUCGAGUUUUCAUUAAAGCCUUCGUUAACGCACACGGCUUAAUAUUGUGAUAUUUGAAAUAAAAAUUUGUACCAAAAGCAAUAAAAUUAACUUGAAAUCCAAAUUUAAAAAUCAUUAAUAGUUUUGUUUGGUCUUUAUCAUAAUUAUCUCGAUACGAGUUUAUAAAUACCAGACUUGAAAAUGUUUACUUUGAGUCUAUUUUUCAUUCUGAUAUUUCAAACUUUCAGUGAAAUUAAAAAUUAAUAUAUUUGAAUAAGUAACUAAAUCUAACCCAGCCUGUCUUAAACUGUGUUGGUGAUAAAGAUAUGGCCGUGCUUUAGAAAGCGUCGUUUGGUCUCGCGGGUGUGUCCGAUGCUUAAGGCUAUUGUGUUAAAAAGACGUUUGUGCUCUGUUGUCGUGUAAGCGAAAGUGAGUUUUGCUCAAACGUGUGAAUCUAUCGACUUCCGAGUCACGUGCAAUAUAUAGCAUAAAUAUUAUUUUGUUUCCAAUAAAAAAUAAAAUU
This is a messenger RNA of Nymphalis io (European peacock), 4820 nucleotides long. RefSeq names its product DAZ-associated protein 2-like. NCBI's taxonomy places the organism in Eukaryota, Metazoa, Arthropoda, Insecta, Lepidoptera, Nymphalidae. The record is from RefSeq and is a predicted model, not a curated record. The transcript has 6 exons. The coding region runs from base 132 to 638 and encodes 168 amino acids.